Messenger RNA from Striga asiatica, 1890 nucleotides. The record is from the annotation of a GenBank genome assembly. Lineage: Eukaryota; Viridiplantae; Streptophyta; Magnoliopsida; Lamiales; Orobanchaceae.
AUGGAAGCAAGAGAAAGCUGGAGUUGGGCUAGCAACAUGUGGGAGGCUAAUCCGUUAGCUGUGAGAUGGGCUCUUGGUAUUGCAAAGACAAAUGGUUGGUCCACAGUGAGAUGUUCCAUAGGUUCAGUGAAGCUUGUUGAUGCUUUGAAUUCUGGCUUUACUUCUUCUGAUGUGACCCUAUCAAAUGCACUAUUGAGGAAAACGUCUUUUAAAUGCAUCCACAACAGCAAUGUUGGAUUCAAUGUUAAAGCCAUAUUUUGGGGUUCAAGGAAGGCGGUGGAGCCCACAAAACUGGACCUGUCCAUUGGUGACUUCAGUUUGACUGACUUUGGUUCUGAGGAUGGCAAAACUGAUUCAGGUAAAGCCAGAAAGCUAUCAGUUUGCGUGUUAUCUUCUAUCUCCAAGAUUUCUCGGGAUGAGUGGGAUGCUUGCAGUCUUGAUGCAGAAGGUCAGGAGAAAUAUAACCCAUUUCUCUCCCACGGUUUUCUUUUGAGCCUGGAGGAGUCAGGCUGUGCAGUGAAGGAAACAGGUUGGGUUCCUCAGCAUCUCAUUGCUCGGGAUGACUGUAAUAAUGUUCUUGGAGUGGUUCCUCUUUACCUAAAGAGCCAUUCUUAUGGUGAAUACGUGUUCGAUCAUUCAUGGGCUGAUGCCUAUUACAGUUAUGGGUCAAGAUAUUAUCCAAAGUUACAAUGUUGUGUGCCGUUCACUCCAGUGCCUGGCUCGAGGAUCUUAGUCCGUAAUACGGAUUACAAAGAUCAGGUCUUUGAUAUUUUAGUCUCUGCAUUGGUGGCGCUGACAAUUCAGUUUCAAGUUUCAUCUCUGCACGUCACUUUUCCCUCUGCUGGUGAGUGGGGGAAAUUGAAGGAGAAGGGUUUCCUGCAGAGAAUUGGUAUGCAGUAUCACUGGAAAAACCGUAAUUACAAAAGUUUUGAUGAAUUCUUGAUGGACAUGAAGCAAAGUAAAAGGAAAAAUAUUCGUCAAGAGCGCAAGAAGAUUUCUGUCCAGAAUUUGACCAUGCGACGCCUAAGAGGAUACGAAAUUAAGUGCAACUUUGUUUCCCUGUUGGUUGCUCAGGCUAAGCACUGGGAUACAUUCUAUAAGUUCUACAGAAAUACUACAGAUAACAAGUGGGGUAGUGCUUAUCUAACAAGGGAUUUUUUCCACAAUAUGGCUUCAAAGAUGGGUGAUAAUGUGCUUCUGGUUACUGCCCAAGAAGAGGACAAACUUGUUGCUGGUGCACUUAAUCUUAUUGGUGGAGAUACAUUAUAUGGGCGCUUAUGGGGAUGCCUUCCUGAAGCAUACUACCCAAGUCUUCACUUUGAAGCCUGCUACUACCAGGCCAUAGAAGCAGCUAUUGAACUAAAUCUCGACAAGGUAGAGGCUGGAGCCCAAGGUGAACAUAAAAUUCAGAGGGGUUAUAUGCCGGUGACGACUUACAGCAGUCACUAUAUUGUGGACGAAGGCUUCAGAAAAGUCAUCUCGGAUUACUUGGUACGAGAAAAAGCUCAGCUUGAAAUCGUGAUGAAGUUAUUACAAAAUUCUGGCCCAUUUAAGGAUAACGUGGCGUGAACUGCUGUAUGUAGAACUUAAUGUUGUGCAGAAGAAUAGAAUAACAUUCUUCACAUGUUAGUUACUGAUAGCCUUAUUUGAGGGAUUAGAGUACAAGUGAAGCAAAAUCCUUGUCUAUAAUUUACAGUACAGGCUCCCCCACUGUAGUAAUACUGUGGAUGUGGUAGAGCAGCAUUGAUGUAUGUACAUAUGUUGCAUGACCAAUUUGUAUAUAAUAUUAUUAGAUUUAUGCAUGUGUGAAAACAAAGGUGCCACAUAUUAAAAAUCUUAGGAAUAAUUAAACACUACUGCUAAGAUUUGGAAAAUGAUUACAGAAAAGAA